AUUUCGUGACCCGUAAAUAUGGCUGAGUUGCUGCGGAUAAGAUGCUGAGAUUUUCCGUGGGAAGGAGGACUCUGUGCAGCCAUGGCAAGGUUGGCUGACUACUUCAUAGUGGUGGGAUACGACCAUGAGAAGACAGGCUCUGGUGAAGGAUUUGGCAAAAUCAUACAAAGAUUUCCGCUGACUGAUUGGAGUGAGACGCCGUUCCCACAAGGCAUAGAACUGUUUUGUCAGCCUGGAGGAUGGCAGCUUUCACGAGAAAGGAAACAGCCCACGUUCUUUGUUGUAGUUUUAACAGACAUCGACUCGGACCGCCAUUACUGCGCAUGUCUGACAUUCCAUGAGGCAGAAAUCAACCUGCAGGGAACCAGGCAAAACCACACUGAUGGCGAUGAUGAUGUUUCCGGUUUAAUUCAGCCUGCUGAAGUUUUUGCUCCUAAGAGUUUGGUGCUGGUGUCCAGACUAGAUUAUCAAGAGAUUUUUCGGGCUUGCCUUGGGAUGAUCUACACGGUUUAUGUCGACAGCCUGAAUGUGUCACUGGAGACUCUGGUUGCAAACCUGCUAACAUGCAUCAUCCCCUCUGGUGGUGGCUCUCAGAAACUCUUCUCCUUGGGGGCCGGGGACCGUCAGCUGAUCCAGACUCCUCUCUGCGGCACUCUGCCUGUGACGGGGACAAGUGUGGCCCUUCUCUUCCAGCAGUUAGGAAUCCAGAACGUUCUCAGCCUCCUGUGUGCGGUACUGACCGAAAACAAAGUCCUUUUCCACUCCUCCAGCUUCCAGCGUCUCAGCGAUGCCAGCCGGGCACUCGAGGCCCUAAUGUACCCUCUGAAGUACAGCUACCCGUACAUUCCCAUCCUUCCAGCGCAGCUACUCGAGGUCCUAAGCUCCCCAACGCCAUUUAUUAUUGGGGUCCAUUCCGUCUUUUGUUCAGAGAUCCAUGACCUGCUAGAUGUGAUUAUUGCUGAUCUGGAUGGAGGUACCAUAAAAGUACCUGAAUGUAUCCACCUGUCGCAGCUGCCUGAACCACUCCUCAACCAGGUCCAGACCGUGCUCUCCCUUGUUCUGCACCCCGAUCUGGAAGUUGCAGAUUACGCCUUCCCACCUCUGCGCACCUCUUUGUCUCAUGUGAAAAUGAUGGAUAAAGAGCUGCGCGCUGUCUUCCUCAGAUUGUUUGCCCAGAUAUUUCAGGGAUACCGUUCCUGCCUUCAGCUCAUCCGAAUACAUGCAGAAUCCGUUAUACACUUCCAUAAGGCCGCCUUCCUGGGCCAGCGGGGCUUGAUAGACACCGAUUUCCUCACUAAGGUCCUGAAUGGAAUGGCGUUUGCUGGCUUUGUGUCCGAGCGUGGCCCUCCUUACCGGCCCUGCGAUCUCUUUGACGAGCUGGUUUCCUUUGAAGUUGAAAGAAUUAAAGACGAAGAACGUAGUGACGGCCAGGAUAUCCUGAAACGCGUCAAGGAGCUUGCAGAGCAUCUCUUCAGAAAUGAAAAUCCCAAUCCCCACAUGGCGUUCCAGAAAGUUCCGAAGCCGACAGAAGGAUCACACCUGAGGGUCCACGUCAUGCCCUUCCCAAAGAUUAAUGACCUCAAAGUCCAAGAGCUAAUCCAAGAUGGAGUCCAUAAAAGCCAAAAUUCAGCAUUGGCAUCUAGAGUUGAGAAGAAGUGCGUUGUCCCGGCCGGUUCCUCUGUUGUGUCCAUAGUGGACAAAUGCAGUUCCGUCUUCAACAGCGCCCGCCGGCUGGAAGUGGUCCGCAACUGCAUCGCUUACAUAUUUGAGAACAAAACACUGGAAACUGAAAAGGCGCUGCCUGCUGCGCUCCGCGCUCUGAAAGGAAAAGCUGCCAGACAGUGUCUAACCGAGGAGCUGGGUUGUCACGUACAACAGAAUCGCGCCAUCCUCAACCAUCAGCAGUUUGACUACAUUAUCCGAAUGAUGAACUGCACCCUGCAGGAUUGUUCAAGCUUUGAAGAAUACAAUGUAGCAGCCCAGCUUCUGCCGCUGACCACUGCGUUCUGUAGGAAAUUGUCUCCAGGGAUCACUCAGUUCGCCUACACCUGUGUCCAGGACCACACCAUAUGGACCAACCAGCAGUUCUGGGAGACCACCUUCUACAAUGACGUUCAGAACCAAGUGCGGGCCCUAUACCUGACCUCAAAAAAUGGCAGCCAAGAGAUAACGCCAUCUUUGCCUAAGGAGAACGGUAUUGAAAGCGCGGAGCAGGAGAAUACCGUCAUGGAUCUGGCGGCCGAGCAGCUCCGCCUAUGGCCUACGCUUAGCAAGCAGCAGCAGCAGGAGCUUGUACAGAACGAGGAGAGCACCGUGUUCAGCCAGGCUAUCCACUUCUCUAACCUCAUGGUCUAUCUCCUGGUACCGCUGGACACCAGCAAGAACAAACUGCUGCGGACGUCGGCCACCGGGGACUGGGAGAGUGGCAGUAACAGCAUUGUCACCAAUAGUAUUGCUGGCAGUGUUGCCGAGAGCUAUGACACAGAGAGUGGCUUUGAGGAUUCCGAGAAUGAUAUUGCCAAUUCAGUGGUCCGCUUCAUUACCAGGUUUAUUGACAAGGUGUGUACGGAGAGCGGGGUGACGCAGGACCACAUAAAGAGCUUGCACUGUAUGAUCCCAGGUAUUGUAGCUAUGCAUAUUGAAACACUGGAAGCUGUGCAUCGGGAAAGCCGAAGACUACCUCCAAUCAAAAAGCCCAAAAUCCUGAGACCAGCGUUACUCCCUGGAGAAGAGUUUGUUUGCGAAGCUCUUCGGGUUCUUUUGGACCCUGAUGGAAGGGAAGAGGCGACUGGGGGGAUGCUUGGAGGUCCUCACAUCCUGCCAGCAGAGGGAGCCCUGUUCCUUACUACAUAUCGGAUCAUCUUUAAAGGCACCCCUCACGAUCCUCUAGUGGGAGAGCAGACCGUCAUCCGUAGUGUUCCCAUCGCUUCCAUAACCCGGGAGAAGAAAAUAAAUGUCCAGAACCAUCUACAGCAAAAUAUGCAGGAAGGUCUCCAGAUCCGAUCGGCAACAUUCCAGUUAAUUAAAGUAGCGUUUGAUGAAGAGGUGAGUCCGGAAAUGGUGGACCUGUUCAAGAAGCAGCUGAUGAAGUUUCGGUAUCCCGUGUCCAUCUUCAGCAUGUAUGCCUUUGCGGCAGGGCAAGCCGCGACCCCCAUUAUCUUACCGAAGCAGAAGGAAAAAAACACCUCUUUCCGGACUCUCUCCAAAACAAUUGUAAAAGGGGCCAAACGUGCUGGAAAAAUGACUAUUGGGCGCCCGUAUGUUGCCAAGAAGAAGACUGGAAUGAUAUUAGAGGAACGAGGGAGCCGCAACGAGGACGAUGACAUUUCUGUCUCGGAUGAUAACGAGCUGCCAAGUGGAACAUUAAAAUCGACGGAGAAGUCGACAAUGGAGCAGCUGGUAGAGCGGGCCUGUUUCCGGGACUACCAGCGGCUGGCACUGGGGACCAUCAGCAGCAGCUCCUCGCGGUUUAAAUCUGAAUAUUUCCGUGUAACAGCCAUGAACAGGAUGUAUUCUCUGUGCCGGAGUUACCCCGGUCUCCUGGUAGUGCCGCAAUCGGUCCAGGACAGCAGCCUGCAGAAAGUCGCUCGGUGUUACCGCCAUAACAGACUUCCGGUGGUUUCCUGGAAAAACUCCAAAACAAAUGCAGUUUUACUCCGUUCUGGAGGCUUUCAUGGAAAGACUGUUGUUGGCCUGUUUAAAUCUCAGAAUACACACGCUGCUGCUCCAGCCUCUUCUCUAGAGUCAUCCAGCAGCAUUGAGCAGGAAAAGUACCUGCAAGCCCUACUGAACGCCAUCUCUGUGCACUACAAGAUCAGCAGCGGCAGCACUCUCACCAUCCGGCCCACCUUGGCGCUCUCCCCUGGCAGUGCGAGAAAAAGCUCCAGAAUGAGCAGUAUGGUUAAACAUGUUGUUCCAGGACACUUGGAUGGCAGUCCGUCCAAUAGCUUUGCCCGAGGAGUUCUUGGGUACAGAGAUAAGCUCUUCCCACAGUCAGACCUAGCGGCUAAGGGAAGAAUACAAAAUACAGGUGUUUGGGCAAGUCUGCGUUCCAGCAAUCGCUUAAUCACCACCCAAAUGCCUCUCGUGGACGUUGGUGCUCGAUUGGUGGGAAAGGAUCACGGCCCCUCCUACAGCGACCAAACCUCACUGCAGAACCAGCUGCUGAAGCGCCAGGCUGCACUCUACAUAUUUGGGGAAAAAUCUCAAAUAAGGGGCUUCAAGUGCGACUUUGCUUUGAAUUGUGAGUUUGUGCCGGUGGAGUUUGGGGAUAUCAGACAAGUGAAGACCAGUUUUAAGAAACUGAUGAGAGCCUGCGUGCCUAGCAGCGUUCCCGGCGACUCGGACUCCAGCUUUCUGAAGUCACUGGGAGACUCGGAGUGGUUCCUGCAGAUUCACAGAAUUAUCCAGUUGUCUGUGAUCAUAUCUGAGCUGAUGGAGAGCGGGUCAUCCGUGAUGGUCAGCUUAGAGGACGGAUGGGAUAUCACGACGCAGAUCAUCUCUCUGGUGCAAAUCCUGGGAGACCCGUAUUACCGGACGCUGGAAGGGUUCCGCAUGUUGAUAGAGAAGGAGUGGCUCUCGUUUGGCCAUAAAUUCAGCCAGCGCAGCAAUCUCUCGCUUAGCAGUCAAGGCAGCGGAUUUGUACCAAUCUUCCUGCAGUUUCUUGAUUGCGUUCAUCAGAUACACAACCAGUAUCCCACAGAAUUUGAAUUUAAUCGUUACUAUCUGAAGUUCCUGGCAUUCCAUCACGUCUCCAAUCGCUUUAAGACCUUCCUCCUAGACUCGGACUAUGAACGACUGGAGCAUGGAACUUUAUUUGAAGAUAAAGGAGACAAACACACAAGGAAAGGAAUAUGUAUUUGGGAAUACAUUGAGAGGACACACAGGAAGAGUCCGGUUUUCUUCAACUACAUGUACGCCCCGACUGAACAGGAGGCAUUAAAACCAAGAGCCAACAUCUCUACUCUGAGGAAAUGGGAGUACUAUACAGAAGAGACCAUGGUCUGUGGACCUUCUUAUGACUGGACAAUGAUCCCUUCUAGGUUAUAUGCUUCUGAAGACCAGGUUGAGGACGCUUUGCAACAAGGAAAAAGGAAAGUUGUGUGGCCAUGCUACGAUGAUGUAUCCAAGGUUCAGCCCAAUGCCAUAAUCCACCUAAUGAGUGAAAUUGAGAGAUUGGAGACAGCGUUAAAUCAGAGUUCAGAGCGGUGGCAGCUUCUGUGGGAGAAGGCGAAGGUGAAACUGAAGGAGGAGUUGCAGAGGGAAAGUAGAAGCCCGUCCAUCCAAGUGUCUGCCAACCUCCAGUCUUACCAGAAGAUGUCUAUGGUGCAUCUUCCAGACAGUGGCUUAGGGGAUGAACAGAACAUCACAUCUUCUCCUUCCAAUGGAGUGGACCGGAGAUCAGCCACCCUGUACAAUCAUUUUACCUCCAAGAAUGAGGAAAACAGGUCAUUUGAAGGUGUUCUGUACAAGAGAGGAGCUCUCCUGAAGGGUUGGAAGCCACGUUGGUUUGUACUUGAUGUCACUAAGCACCAGCUCCGGUACUACGACUCAGGUGAAGACACCAGCUGUAAGGGUCACAUCGAUCUAGCAGACGUUGAGACUGUCGUACCCGCUGCACCAACUUUAGGAGUGCCAAAACACGCCAACGAGAGGGCUUUCUUUGACGUAAGAACCAGCAAGCGUGUGUACAAUUUCUGUGCUCAGGAUGCACAAAGUGCCCAGCAGUGGAUGGACAAGAUACAGAGCUGUAUAUCGGAUGCAUAGAAUGGCACCUGGGACACUGUCAGCCAUAUCUCUUCUUUCUCUAGAAAGGAGCGUCUGUUAUUCCGUGUUGUUAAAGUGCUCUUUUCUUCCAGGUAGCAAAUUCCUCUAGAACACUCCAUUGCCUGCGGGAGAGUUGUGCGAUGACAUGGGACCACUAGCACCUCGCAGUACCAGGGCAGGGCACUUAGUGACUAUCAUUCCACUGUUACUUAAGGAGAAGGUGCAGUUUUUGGAAUCUUAAAGCCUUUAAACAAGUAUUACAUAUGCAGCUAAUUCAAACAUUCCCAAAAUGUUUACUACAAAGAGGCAAUAGGAAUCGAAGUUGUUUUGCUGGCAGCACAAAGCAGUAAGUCUGAUUAUAUCGGGCUGAGACGUUUACAGAACCCCUUACUGUUCGAUCUUUCUCCAUUCCUGAAUUUGUGUGUAGUGUCAGUGCUGUGUGAAGCCUUUUAUUCUAGAAUUGUAUAGUUGUUACAUUAGGUCAAAAGUACACACCUGCAAAAUACUGUGUGCGAUUCUUACUGCCUGUCGCCAAAGGCGAAGCUAACUCUUCUUAUUGUAUAUACAAUAUAUAGAAAUGCGCACUACACAGGAAAUCCUAAGCACAUGCACUUGGAACAUAUGAAGGACAGUAAGGAAUGACCAUUAUGUACAUAGUAUUGUGAAUGAAUUGGACACCCUAAAUUAAUUCCCCCGUCAACAAUUUAUUUUAUUUUAUUUUUAAGAUAAAACUAGGUGUGACCACUUGUGAUAUAUAUUGACUGGAGUAAUUACAUUUUAAACUGUUAAUAUGUUUAUCUUAAAAUUUGUACUGUAUAUACAUCAUUUUUUGUACCUUUAUGUCUGAUCAAACUAUUUGUGUAAAUUUCCGAUCACGUUUCUUGCACUGCGGAGAGAGUCGCACUCUUGGCAUCCUGGCGGGUGUGGUGUUAAAUUAACCAAACUGACCCUGUUUACUGACUCUACGACCACAACAAUUGGUGAAGCCACAACGUCCGUUUCACUGCACCGUGCCAAAACCAAACUUGAACAUUUCUAUCCAGUAGAAACCACAUCUGUUAUUUAAUUGUUAUUAUUUGUUUCUUUUUCCCCAAAUAUGGCGGCACCCGUGAGCUUUUUGUAACACUUGGUUUCUAAAUUGACACAGGUGAAACUGACACUUUGCACAUUUUGUGUUUUUCUUCUGUAUAUGAAGUCAAUUUGGGGGGUUUUUAUGUACUUUAAAAGAUGAAGAUUUCCUUGUUUAUUAGACGGAGUUUAGCGAUAAAAAAAUGUAAACUUUAUUUUUUAACUCAUUUUAACAAUCUUGUGUAUUUGUUAUGACGUGUAAGCUAAACAUCUUGUAAUAAAUAUACUGCCCCGUUUAAA
Molecule: messenger RNA, 7134 nt
Organism: Pseudophryne corroboree (corroboree frog)
Lineage: Eukaryota; Metazoa; Chordata; Amphibia; Anura; Myobatrachidae
Gene: SBF2
Product: SET binding factor 2
Exons: 42
Coding region: 82-5766 (1894 amino acids)
Cellular component (GO): membrane; cytoplasm
Molecular function (GO): guanyl-nucleotide exchange factor activity
Source: RefSeq, a predicted model, not a curated record